This is a messenger RNA of Mya arenaria, 462 nucleotides long. RefSeq lists its product as uncharacterized. The coding region runs from base 58 to 399 and encodes 113 amino acids. The record is from RefSeq and is a predicted model, not a curated record. The transcript is spliced from 3 exons. NCBI's taxonomy places the organism in Eukaryota, Metazoa, Mollusca, Bivalvia, Myida, Myidae.
AAGGCAGAUUGUGUACUACUUGUCAGGGAUUGAAGACGUACAGCUCGACAUAUCAAAAUGUUUAAGCUCCUUUUCUUGUGCAUUGUGCCGUUCGUGAUGUGUGCCCCGUCAGAAAAACGCUUCAUUGACAGUCUAGGAAUAUCAUUGGGAAAUGCAUUUGACCUGGACACGUUGAAAUGUGAUGUUCAAAUACUAUUGGAUGUGGUGGGCAGUGAUCCAACAGAAGUAGCCUGCGAGGCAGAGUGCCACAAGCUGAUACAGGAUGGAACUUUGUUUACUUACGGCUGUCCUUUAGUCUGCCAUGCGUUCCAAAACCUCGCCCACUAUUUCCACGAAACACCAAAGCCAGGCCAGGCUAAUUCUACAUGCGGGGGCUUAACUGGAACUCUGCUCAGAUAAUAUGCUUGAAUGUGUGUUGUUGUAAAACAAAUAUUGAAAAGGAAUAAAAGAGCAACUAACCAA